Messenger RNA from Ceratina calcarata, 2939 nucleotides. RefSeq lists its product as uncharacterized. The transcript has 3 exons. The record is from RefSeq and is a predicted model, not a curated record. NCBI's taxonomy places the organism in Eukaryota, Metazoa, Arthropoda, Insecta, Hymenoptera, Apidae. The annotation marks the transcript as partial.
UUUCACAGAUACGUAAUAGCGGUUUUACUGGACCACGUGGAAGCCGGGUUUCCUUAUAUCUCCGAUGUGGCAACUUACGCACCGGAGAGCUGCAUAUUUGCACAAUUUAUCAACAUGCUCGCGAUGUUGUUGUCGUUCGUGAUUUAUAUAAGGUACUCUCAGGUGAACGAGUGCUUGAGUAAUUUCAGUCUUCAGGCAUCCCUGCCGAAAUGGAAUCAUUGGGCUUUAAUCUUUGGCCUAACGUCGACCUUCGGCCUCUCCGUCGUCGCGAAUUUCCAAGAAACUUCCGUGAUCGUCGUUCAUUUCAUCGGGGCUCUCCUCUGUUUCGGGUUCGGUACCGCGUAUUUUUGGACACAGGUACGCAGAGGCGCCGGUGGUUACGUGAACUUCCUCUCGUACAGAUACCGUGACUACCGCGAACCACUUUUAGACGAAGUCGCACCGCUGGUGGUGACCACGCCACCGGCCGCUCGCCACGUCGACGAGACAGCCGACGCCCUCUGCCCGGUGCAAAUACACGUGCACGACCCAACAACGCCGAGCAUGGAAACCAGCAGACGGAGAGCAGGCGUUAAAUGCGAAGAAAAAUGGGGCGAGGAACAAUCGAGGAAUUGGAUCGACCUUGACGAGAACGUUUUAGACGGUUACAUGUUAAUCGACGAUCUCUGCCUGGAAUCGAACGUCGUACCAGACGAAGCUCGCGAACUUCCUUAUCCAAAAGGAGUCGACGAAGACGAAGACAACCACGAGUCGUCGAGCUACGCCGAUUUUAGACUAGAAGACUCGAGACCUCGAGAGGACUUCGACUUAAGCACGACUUACCCAAUGGCGAACAGCCACGGUAACGCCUACAAAGAAUUAAGCGAUCAUUCCAGGUACAGUGAAUUAUAUUCCGAACUAGCUAUUAAAAAUUUCCUCGAGAUCAAUCGCGAGGACAUGGGCAACUAUUCCGUGGCCAACAGCCACGGUGACCUAAGCGCAUCAUCAGAAAACAGAGAAAGAAUGUUAAGAGGAAACAUGGAGGCUGACCAAUCAGCUUGGGACGCCAGGCAUCAGCAGACGUCUUACGAAGUAGCUAAUAGUCACAGUAACUACCGGGUGUUCUACGAUAGUCAGUCGCAGCAGAAUUUAUUACAAGGUUGGCCGACGGAUUGGAUGGAUCGUCACGUGUCAGAGAACGAAAUACAAAAAUCAGACAAUCCUAAAAACGACGAUGAUCAAUCAGCAAAAAGCAGUCGUUCAGAGGUGAGAAUCGAUCCUACUUCAGAACAAGCCUGUGACAUUGAACAAUGUCUCGUUCAAAUUGAAGAGAGUCUUCUGAACAUCGAACAGAAUCUGCUCCACGUGCAGGACCUCGACAUACCAGAGCUGAGGAACCUUCUGUACAGAAGUCCGAGCAUAGAAAGAAGCCUGUUCGAGGUGCAGGACCUCCUCUACGCUGACGCCAUUGUUCCAGUAAUAAACAAAAUUAAAUCAUCCACCGAGAACGAAGAAGAAGAAGAAGACGAAGAAGAAGAAGAAGAAGAGGAAAUGUGGACAGAUCGUCAAAUAAUCGUCAAGGGCGACGAUAAUGAAGACGACGCCGGCGCUGGGGCGUUCAAUGUAUCCAAUGAGGAAUCCGACGUCGCCACUGUAGACGAAAACAACCAAUCAGGAUCGCUGAGUAAUCAAUCGAACACCGACUGCACCGACGGCUUCUCUACCGUCUUCAGGGAAGACGCAGCUGACUCGAAUUACAACGAGAAACCUAUGAAUUUCAUUCCAAAUAGUUUAAACAAAACCUUGCCGAGGAGAAUCGUCCUUGACGGUACCAAAGAGAACAUCAGGCUCUGUUCGUCGCAGCCGGACGAAUCAACGAUCGACUACAAUCUGAACACCACGUGCGCUGAUAAGAAACUGUUCUGUCGCGAUAAAUGUCACAGUAGGUCGAAUUCAUUAGAUGAGAACUCGACGUUCUCCAAUUUGGAAUCCAGCGACAAAGCCGCGAAGAGUUCUUUACAAAAUUUGCUGUUCGAAUCGACGAACAACAACUUCGUAGACCUCCACGGGAAGGCAAGGUCAGAAGAAACAUUGCGGACAUCACAGAAUCCGAAAGCGAAUAGGAAAGCUUCGAACAAGAAACGUUGGACCAUCAUGGAUACAAGAACCGAGGAUUUCCGUAAGAAACUCGAAUUAAUUUCAAGCAACCGACGAUUUGGAAUAACAAACAUGAACGAUCAAAGAAAACCGAGGAUGUCUAGAGAGUCCAUGACGACUCGUCCGCGUGAAAAAUCGCCCAACAGAACGAAACGCACGGCGUCCACAGACAAAAUACAAGACAAGGAUAAAGAGCUCGGGAAAAGCUCUGAUAAAAGGAAGAGGAAAAAAUUAGGCAACAAGAGCCAAGGUUCUUCAGAUGAUGCACUGGUUCCUAGCAAACUGAUCUCCCUCUCGUUGUCUCUUCUCCUCGCGGCGUUGUUACAAGCGGUCAGGUGCCUGACGGACUUAGUAGAGGACGCGUUCAGGUCCGUCAGCUACGACAGAAACGGCCUAUUGCAAUGAAACGAUUUUAAUCCGGCCCAUCGUCCACAAUGGCAACGUUAGAUGGCACUAAUCAUUUAUCGUCGCAUUUAAUUGAUUAAUUUUAAAAAUCGCUUACCAUCAUCCAAGACCAGAUUUUUGCGAUGUUAGAAAGUCUUCUAAAUGUGAUUGAAGUUUUAACCCUUUCGCUACGGCAGUCCGUUCCGCGGGAUCACUUUAUAUUCUUUUUUUUUUUUAGAUACAGGUAGCCCUUCUUCAACACGGUUUCGCUAUAACACGAUUCGUAAAUUGCGCGAACCCUCCUACAACACGGCAUCCUAUAACACAUCCCCAAGGGAUUAACGCAUCCCCACUUAUGCUUCGGUUCAGGGCCGUGUCUUGCUGGCUCUAAACUGUACAUCUUGCAUUCUAUUGAUUGU